UAGCCAGGCCUAUAAAGCCCACCAUGGUUCUCUACUCCCACCUCCAUCACCUUCUCCCUCACACACUUGUCACACACAUUCGCAUAAACAUAGAGGAGAUUAUGGCAUCUCCAACAGUAGCUACAAAGGAAAUUCCGGACUCACGUCCCAUGAAUGGUGGAGAUGCAGACAAUAGCUAUUUUCAAAAUUCCACUUAUCAGAGAGGAGCAGUAGAAGGUUCAAAAGGUGUAAUUUUUGAAACAAUCCCUGAGAAGCUUGACAUGAACUUACCAAAAACAUUUCGAAUAGCUGACUUUGGAUGUUCUACCGGACCUAACACAUUCUUCGCCAUGAAAAACAUUAUGGAAGCCGUAAUGCUUAAGCACCAAUCCACUCAAGAAGCUAAUCUCCGAAAAACCACCCUGGAAUUCCACGUAUCCUUCAACGAUCAUGUCGACAACGAUUUCAACACCCUCUUCAAGACCUUGCCACCGAACCGACCCUACUUUGCCGUCGGCGUGCCAGGUUCUUUCCAUUGUCAGUUGCUUCCGGAAGCCUCUCUCCACAUCGCGCACUCGUCUUACGCUCUCCAGUGGCUCUCCAAGGUUCCCCCGGAAAUUAUGGACAAAGGCUCUCCAGCAUGGAACAAGGGUAAGAUUUACUGUGCAGGGAACGAGAAAGAGGUCACCAAGGCUUACUUUGCUCAGUUUAAGGCAAACAUGGAUGCCUUUCUAAAAGCUAGGGCUCAAGAGCUUGUUGAGGGAGGGUUGGUGGUGGUUCAAAUCCCUGGUGUUCCCAACUCUAAGGUCCUUCCAUCUCAGAUUGGUGCUGGCCUAAUUUGCGAACUCUUGGGAGAUAGCUUAGCUGACAUGGUGAAGAUGGGAAACAUAACUGAAGAAAAAGUGGACUCGUUCAACUUGCCUCAGUAUUUGCCAAGCAUUGAGGACGUGAAGAUGGUUGUCGAAAUGAACAAGUGUUUUACCAUCGAGAAAAUUUGUUCUUUGAGUCACCCCUCCAACUACGACCCGAGGCCCUUGGAUAUCGAAAGGAAUUGUGCAGACGUAAGAGCUGUCCUGGAGAACCCCAUGCGGGAUCAUUUCGGAAGUGAAAACAUGGACCAACUCUUUCAUCUCUUUGGGCAAAAUCUGCAAAAGAAUCGACUGCUCUACGACAAGGUAGUCCGACAAGAUGUUUACCAUUUUGCCCUUCUAAAACGCAAAGGCAAUAUUUAGCUAAAUCCACCAUAAAUCUAUUUGUGGGUUUGGAAAACAUUGGGUCAUUUUAGUUCUGAAUAAUGGAGGCCACCUCUCUGUCUCCUCGAGGUCUAAUUAGUCCAUGCUCCUGGAGUACAACCAAGUGGCACUACGUGGAUUACUGAAUUGUUACUCCUCCACAAGCCUUUUAUCUUAAUUAAUAUUAGCAUCAUUAUUAUUAUUGAAUUUGCAAUUGGUCGAGCCUAUGUUUCUGUCGUUGGUUGAAAUUAAUAAAAGAAGCUAUGUUUUGUUGCUUUGCUAAGGACAAAUAAACAUGUU
Molecule: messenger RNA, 1511 nt
Organism: Rhododendron vialii
Lineage: Eukaryota; Viridiplantae; Streptophyta; Magnoliopsida; Ericales; Ericaceae
Product: loganic acid O-methyltransferase-like
Exons: 3
Coding region: 24-1211 (395 amino acids)
Biological process (GO): methylation
Molecular function (GO): S-adenosylmethionine-dependent methyltransferase activity
Source: RefSeq, a predicted model, not a curated record